AUUUGACACAAGAGAUAGAAAGGGGGAGAGAGAGAGAGAGAGAGAGAGAGGAAAGUUGCAAAAAAAUAUUGGAAGUACAUUAAAAGAAACAAGUAUUAUUAUAGAUGUAAUUAUGUCGUCAAAUUAACCUACUGAAUUACAACUAUUCCUUUUAUUUACACUUUCUGUACUUUUGUACUAUUUUUCUUUUUCUUACUCUCUUCUAUUAAAUUUCAAAAAGUAUAUCUAUUUCAUUUUGAGUACACGAAAUCAACAUAGUGCAGUUGCAAAAAACAGAUAUUCCAUAGUAUUUUCUUCUAUUUGAAACGAAGUAAAUGUAUAUUUAGGACAUUAGAGGGAAAAUAAGAAAAGUACGAAAUGAAGAAAAAGUACCAAAAGUGUAUAUAUAACAGAAACAGAUUUCAUACUGCGUAAAUAAAUCCGAUAAAAAUUUCGACAGUAAUGAAGAAUUUGAUGGUGCUGAUACAUUAUCAAUCAAUCUUACAACAUUGCUUGAUAUAAGAAAAAAAAAAUUCGAGAAGACUCAUCAAUCCAACCAAAAAUGUUGUUGAGAAUAUAUUCCGUAUUUGUUCUAACAAUGGAUCUCGUGAUGCUUUUUAUCAGAAUAUGCUACAUAAUCUUGACUUCAAUAUAUAGAAUUAUCAGACCACAACCAUUGAAAAGCCUCUAUGGCGAAGUUGCUAUGGUUGUGGGUGCAGGAAGUGGAGUAGGUAGAGAACUCACUUUACAUUUAUGUCAGCUUGGUGUCACAGUUGCUUGUGUAGACAUUAAUGUUGAAAGUUGCAAUACUACCGUACAACGUGCCUUGCAGCUACAUGGGAAAUGCAAAAGAUACCAAUGCGAUGUGAGAGACAAUGUUGCGGUUGUAGAUAUAGUAAAUCUUAUAAAGGACCAAUUUGGAGAUAUUACAAUGCUCUUUCAUUGCUGCGGAUUGCCUAGUCCGCGUGCAUUGAUAGAGGAACCACCAGAUAUAAGAACUACAAUGGACUUGUCUGUCAUUAGUUACUUUUGGUUGUUAGAUGCUGUUUUGCCAUGUAUGCAACGUGCUGGUAGAGGUCACAUUACGAUUUUAUCUUCUGUGGCUGGCCUUUCCAGUGGUAGAAGUAGGAUUCCCUUAUCAACUGCACAAUUUGCAGUUCAAGGAUUAGCCGAAUCUUUACUCAUGGACUUACGCCACUCAAGUAAAAAUAUCAUCGUUACAUUAGUCCAUGUCUAUCCGUUCAUCAUUGGAACGGAAGUUGCCAAAGAUAUACGUUUUAGAUUACCAAGUUAUUUCGGUACAAUGCCUGCUGCAGAAGCUGCUAGAAAAAUUUUAAAUGGUGUUCGCCGAAAUUAUGCAGAAUUCAGCGUGCCAGGAUACUUGCUAUAUCUUGGACAUUUACUUAGAAUUCUUCCAAAAGAGGCAUCCAUUAUGUUACGAGAAAUGUUAGAUACUGGAGUCGAUUUUGCAUAAUCAUGUUACAUGUGAAUAUCUUAUCAGUUAUACACACACACGCGCGCAGAUAUAUGUAUAAUUUACAUCAAACUUCAAGUUACGUGUAUAAACAUAUAAGGGAAACAAUUUCUUUUUCCAAAAGAUUGCUCCAACUAUUCUUGAAAUCUCUUUCUCCGAAAAAUAUCGACAAUAAUGAAAUAAUUGUUCAUUAUUGUUGAUAUAUUUAAUAUUUAUGUAAGAUCGCAAUUUGUGUACAAUACAUAUUUCUCUUUGCUCACUCUCACUUUAAGAGGAGAAGAAUAUACAUGCCACAAAGUUUUAUAUAACAAAAAAUAUUUUAUUAUCUUUUACAUACGUUGAGAUAAUAUGUAUCAUGAGAAAAUUAUCCAUCAAUUUCUUGUAUAUAUUAUAACGUUAAAUUGUCAGAGAGUUUCAUCACAUACAUAUAAUAUAUUCUUAAAUUUAUAUAUACACCUACUCUAUGAUCAAGAUGAUUUUUUAAGCAUAUGUAAUAUAUGUGUACAUGAAUGUAAUAUUAAAACUGAUUUAUAGAUUGAUUAAAUUUUUACGAAAAAAAAA
Dinoponera quadriceps is the source of this 2014-nucleotide messenger RNA. Its product is annotated as short-chain dehydrogenase/reductase family 16C member 6-like. The transcript has 7 exons. The record is from RefSeq and is a predicted model, not a curated record. Gene Ontology annotation, cellular component: lipid droplet. Bases 542 to 1453 code for a protein of 303 amino acids. Gene Ontology annotation, molecular function: oxidoreductase activity, acting on the CH-OH group of donors, NAD or NADP as acceptor. Lineage: Eukaryota; Metazoa; Arthropoda; Insecta; Hymenoptera; Formicidae.